Molecule: messenger RNA, 321 nt
Organism: Protopolystoma xenopodis
Lineage: Eukaryota; Metazoa; Platyhelminthes; Monogenea; Polystomatidea; Polystomatidae
Source: the annotation of a GenBank genome assembly
AUGGCUAAGUCUCGCCGACUCGAGGCUUCAAAAUAUUUAGCAAGUCAUCUCAGCCCAUCACAACCAAGCGUCAUUACUCGAAGUUAUUGUAAACAAGUGACUGGACAGUGGUAUGUUUGGGAUUUUUUCCCUCACUUCGCGCUCGCCUCAGCCUCCCCGGCCUACUUAACAGCCCUAACUUGUGUCUGGUGUUUUGGCUACUCGGUACAGCGCACCACGAACCAACUGGUCAUCGCUGUACCUCCGGAUGGUGGGCAAGCGGACAAACUGGAUAUUGGAAGUGUACCCCGAAUGCUACACCUAAUUAGGCAACAACCAUAG